Molecule: messenger RNA, 2059 nt
Organism: Pseudogymnoascus verrucosus
Lineage: Eukaryota; Fungi; Ascomycota; Leotiomycetes; Thelebolales; Thelebolaceae
Exons: 3
Coding region: 657-1712 (351 amino acids)
Molecular function (GO): oxidoreductase activity, acting on the CH-OH group of donors, NAD or NADP as acceptor
Source: RefSeq, a predicted model, not a curated record
AUCCUUCCAUAUAUAAGCCCACUCGCCCACAACGCCCCCCUUCUGCCCCUCCCUCCUUCCUCUAUUCAAUCCAUAUUUUCCCACUCUCAACCGUCAACCCUCACUCCUCACCGACAUCCACCUCAAGCCCUAAACCGUCUUCUCUUUGAAUUCACGUCACUGCCCCGCUUCACCACGGAGUUUGCCCUCUUUCGUUCCAUCUACUACUAAAAGACGACACAUAAUUGAAAAGGAUCAUCUCCUCGAUUCCAUCCACUCUCAUCCAUCUACUUCCACACGCUAUCUUCGGUCGUUUUCUUGAAAAGGUCGUACAAACUCUCACUGCUGCCACCUUCUUACAACAAUCUUGUUUCCCACCUACACAAACGAAAAAGAACGAGCAAUCGAUCUAUACCAUCAAACUUCAUCUUUCUAUAAUUUCGAACAAAGGAGCUUCAUUUGCCCCAGUUUCCCAGAGUCAGAACUUUUGUAACACCCCUCGAAAAUCUUCACAGUCCACACCCCUCGAACUUGUUGAGUCGUCGUGAACUUCGAAGCCUACCUCAAUUUCACUUCCCCCCUAGAGUGUUUUUGAGCUUGAAUUCAGAAGUUUAUAUAUAUAUAUACAACUCUCUACGAAUCUCACAUUCCGACAUAAAUAUACAAAAUCAUACAACAUGUCUGCAAUCCGCACCUCCGUCUUCCGCGCUGCGGCGGCCGCAACUCGCCCUGCCACCAUGGCAGCUCGCCCUCUCUCCACCUCUGCGCGUCUCCUCCGCCGCGAGGUCAUCGCUGAGAAGCAGAUCCCAGUCUCCUCUUACGCCGACCCAGAGUCGCACGCUCCCCAGCGCAGCACCAUCCCAGUGCGCAACGACCCCGAGAUCGAGGUCCCCGCUGAGGAGGCUGGCCUCCGCGCCGCGCCGUUGAGCAAGGCUCUGUUCUCCAAGCUGCCCAAGAGCAUCCAGAAGCAGACCGUUAUGGAUAAGGUCGUUAUUGUUACUGGCGGAGCCCGCGGUCUUGGUAACUCCAUCGCUGAAGCCUGCGCCGAAGCCGGUGCCCGCGCCCUCGUCAUCUUCGACGCCAACCAGACCCUCGGCGACGAGUCCGCCGCCGAGCUCCACGAGCGCACCGGUAUCCCCGUGCAAUUCUACAAGGUGGACGUCCGCGACGGUGGCGCCAUCAUCGAGGCCGUCAACGCGGUCGUCGAGACCUUCGGCGCGCCCGACGUCCUCAUCAACUCCGCCGGCAUUGCCGACUCCAACAUCAAGGCCGAGGACUACGACCACGCCAUGUUCCGCCGCCUCAUCGACAUCAACCUCACUGGUUCCUUCCUCAUGGCCCAGGCUGUCGCCAAGUCCAUGAUUGCUGCCGAGAAGCCGGGAUCUAUCGUCUUCAUCGCCAGCAUGUCUGGUUCCAUCGUCAACUACCCCCAGGAGCAGUCGUGCUACAACGCCUCCAAGGCGGGUGUUGUCCACCUCGGUCGCUCGCUGGCUGCUGAGUGGGCCAAGUACGGUAUCCGUGUCAACUCCAUCUCCCCCGGUUACAUGGACACGGCGCUCAACCGCGUGCCGGCGCUCGAUGCGCAGAAGAAGAUCUGGACUAGCUUGACUCCUCAGGCCAGGCUGGGGAAUGUGGAUGAGCUGAACGGAUUGGCGGUUUACUUGGCGUCGGAUGCUAGCUCGUUCAUGACUGGCUCCGAGAUCAAGUGUGAUGGCGGUUACAGCUUGUGGUAAAUUAUCCACUGACAGCUUGUCGUGCCUCUGAAGUAUUGUUCGCGUCGCGUCGCAUCGCUUCUUGUCUGUUGUUUUCUUCGAGGAUGGGAAGAGGAGGAGGUAGAUGAUCCAAGCUUGCUUUUUUUUAUGGAAGAAAUCUAGCAGCACUGGGGCGUUUUUUGUUCUGAAAACGGCGUCGUUUUUUUUUAGUUUCCCCUGCGUUUUAAUUCUAUCUUGGGCGGGGCGGAUGGAAAAGGGUUGAAAAACUGGUGGGUGGGAGAGGAGGAUAUACAAAGUAGAUUACGGAUAUGGUAUUUGAGAAGAAGAAGAAUUUGAAGGGGGGGGUAAUACAAAUUACAUACACUCUG